AUGGCGGCGGCGGCGGUGGUGUUGGGUCAGUGGCCCCGCGCCGGAGUUCGAACUGGGCCGGCGACCCCGCCGGGGGAAGAAGGCUCGCCCGGCGGCGCGGAGCGAGCGGGCCGGAGCGAGGCGAGGCGAGGCGAGGCGAGGCGAGGCGAGGCGAGCGCGAGGCGGAGCGGCGCUUUUGUAUAUUCGCCGCCGCCCGCCGCCGUUCAAAUGCGGAAUGAGCGCAAUGGCCAACGCCACGUGUGGAGGACGCUCUAUAGCGCUCGGCGAGACUGGGAUGCCGAGCGACAUACGAGCGUAGAAUAUACUGACAAACGCCACCAUUCAUCUUCCUACAUUUUUGCCGGGUUAAGAAAGGGCCCAUACAACACCCCCAGUACGCCUGUACGCCUGCGACACACCCUUGCCUUCAUCACAUCGUCGCUGCGCUCUCACUAUUGCCUGUUCGUACGGGCAAACCAAGAUGUACGGCGGUCGCGCGCCGCGGGUGUUCCUGGAACACGGGGGCGCCCGCCAGGAUGACGCAAUCGAUUCGGUAUCGAUGCCUACAACAGAGGGAAGUUAGGUGAAGACCUGAGCUUCUGCGGGCACAAUCAACCGAAUGCUGCCGGCUGGCCUCGCGACGUUUCAGCGUAGCAUCUUUCCUGAACGUUUGUGAUCAUGGCUGUCUAUAUAACGUUGGACGACAAGUCUGCAAAAUACUCCAAGAUGCAGGGUUGCUAUGACAGUCAAAAGAAUUCGAU
Messenger RNA from Gryllus bimaculatus (two-spotted cricket), 740 nucleotides. NCBI's taxonomy places the organism in Eukaryota, Metazoa, Arthropoda, Insecta, Orthoptera, Gryllidae. The record is from the annotation of a GenBank genome assembly.